UGGAGGAGGGGGGCUGUUGCGGGAAGGGUGCGCAGUGACGUUUCCAGCUGGAGACUCCUCCGCUGCGGUGAGAGUCGAGCAGAGAGGAGGGAGGAGGCGCAUCGCUCCGUGCGGCAGGCAGUCGGCAGCAUCAUGGCACCUAUCGGAUUAAAGGCGGUGGUCGGAGAAAAGAUUAUGAACGAUGUCAUCAAGAAGGUGAAGAAGAAGGGAGAAUGGAAGGCUCUGAUUGUGGACCAGCUCAGCAUGAGGAUGUUGUCUUCCUGCUGCAAAAUGACGGACAUCAUGACAGAGGGCAUCACCAUUGUGGAGGACAUCAACAAGCGCAGAGAGCCUCUGCCCAGCCUGGAGGCCAUUUACCUGAUUACACCAACAGAGAAGUCAGUCCACACGCUCAUCGCGGAUUUCAAAGACCCUCAUUCAGCCAAAUACAAGGCAGCCCAUGUUUUCUUCACUGACUCCUGUCCUGAUCCGCUCUUCAAUGAACUGGUGAAAAGCCGAACCUCCAAAGUCACCAAGACUCUGACAGAGAUCAACAUCGCCUUCUUGCCCUACGAGUCUCAGGUUUACUCCCUGGACAACCCGGACGCCUUCCACAGCUUCUACAGCCCCCAUAAGGCCCAGCUGAAGAACCCGGUGAUGGAGCGGCUGGCCGAGCAGCUGGCCACGCUCUGCGCCACGCUGAAGGAGUACCCGGCCGUCCGAUACCGAGGGGAGUACAAGGACAACGCCACCUUAGCCCAGCUGGUUCAGGACAAACUGGAUGCCUACAAGGCCGACGACCCCACCAUGGGAGAGGGUCCUGAUAAGGCCCGAUCUCAGCUGAUCAUCCUGGACCGAGGCUUCGACCCGGUGUCGCCCGUCCUACACGAGCUCACCUUCCAGGCCAUGGGCUACGACCUGCUGCCCAUCGAGAACGACGUCUACAAAUAUGAGACCAGCGGGAUGGGAGACUCCCGGGUGAAGGAGGUUCUGCUGCACGAAGACGAUGACCUGUGGGUGAGCCUGAGACACAAACACAUAGCCGAGGUGUCCCAGGAAGUAACACGUCAGCUGAAGGAGUUUUCCUCCAGCAAGAGGAUGAACACCGGAGAGAAGACCACCAUGAGGGAUUUGUCCCAGAUGCUGAAGAAGAUGCCUCAGUACCAGAAGGAGCUCAGCAAGUACUCCACUCACCUGCAGCUGGCUGAGGACUGCAUGAAGCACUACCAGGGAACAGUGGACAAGCUGUGCCGCGUGGAACAGGACUUGGCUAUGGGCACCGACGCCGAGGGGGAGAAGAUCAAGGACCCGAUGAGGGCCAUCGUCCCCAUCCUGCUGGACGCCAACGUCAGCACAUACGACAAGAUCCGCAUCAUCCUGCUCUACAUCUUCCUGAAGAACGGUAUUACAGAGGAGAACCUGAACAAGCUGAUCCAACACGCUCAGAUCCCCCCUGAGGACAGUGAGAUCAUCACCAACAUGGCUCACCUCGGCGUCCCCAUCGUCACAGACUCCACCCUUCGCAGAGGAAAGAAGAUGGACAGGAAGGAGCGAGUGAGCGAACAAACCUACCAGCUUUCUCGCUGGACUCCGCUGAUCAAGGACAUCAUGGAGGAUGCGAUCGAUGACAAACUGGACACCAAACACUACCCGUACAUCUCCACCCGCUCCUCUGCUUCCUUCAGCACCACUGCAGUCAGUGCUCGAUAUGGACACUGGCACAAGAACAAGACCCCGGGAGAGUACCGCACCGGCCCCCGACUGAUGGUGUUCAUCAUCGGAGGCGCGUCUUUCAGCGAAAUGCGCUGCGCCUACGAGGUCACGCAGGCUAACGGGAAGUGGGAAGCCGUCAUUGGUUCCACCCACUUGCUCACCCCAACCAAAUUCUUAUCGGACCUGCAGCACCCCGACUUCCGAGAGUCCACUAGGGUGUCCUUUGAGGACGCACAGCCCUCAGACGAGUGAGGCAGAGACAGAUUGGGAGGGAGGGAGACAGAAAUCACAGGACAAAGAUCGACCCACAUCUUCACUCCCACCUGCCUGCUGGAGCAGCUCAAGGCCAUGAACAAACCAGACGAGGAAGUCACGAGCUAAGAAUCCUCCUCUUCAUCUUUCCCAGCCAAAUCCAUCAGUUAUGUAUGCAUAAUGCCUGGAAAAGAGAAAAACAAAGACGGAAAAAAUAUAUAUCAAAGAAUAAAACUGUUGCAAGUAUUCUUGUUUUACAAUGGAUGCAACUAAUUAAAUUUAUUUAAAAAAGAUGAUAUUUGAAGGCCAGAUAAAAUGCAAUGUACCAAAAUGUCCUAUUGUAUGCUAACAUUAUGCCAGGAUGUGUAAACAGUUUUUUCCUCCAGCGUUCCUCCUCCCUGUGGGUUUUACUGUUGGCAGAUCGAAGGGGAAUGUGCAAUUUGAGACGACAUUUUGUAAAAUAUAUCAUGCAAUAUAAAUGUAUUCACAUAUUUCAGCAGAGAGGAGCGCCAUCCGCCCAUCUGACAUGUUUGUAUUCAGUAGCAUGCUUGGACUCGUGUGGACUGUUCCGUGUUUUUGUGUCGAGUGUUUUGAGUGCAGAGGAGUUAGCGAUUAGCUUACUAUCUUGGGGUUGAAUACGAUGCCAAAAACUUCUGAGUGUCAAACUAUUAAAAACGAUGCUGGGUAACUAAAAAUACAGCUGCCUCCUGCUCUCAACUCAUCUCCAGAUUUAAUUAAAUAUUUUUUCUUUCAAGGUUUUAUGCUAAUUAGCUAUUAGCUACCUAAGCUAAUGGCUAAAACCAACCAAACCGUGUUACAUUUGUUUACAAAAUUUAACACGUGCACAAAAGUAAACUAUAGCAAGUGCAAAAAUAAGUCCUAAAUACCGUACGUUGGUAAUCACUUUGUUUACAACAGUAGCUUCUUAGCAUGUAGCUGCCAACCAAAAUGCUUAUUAGCCGUUAGCAAAGAAAUCUGAUCAGCCAAAUCUAAAUUUUUUACCCAAUUUUGUUUUGAAAGUGUCUUUAAAGUCGUGUGUCAGUUCUACAUUAAUCCACAAAAAACGUUUUACAACAAUUAACUUUCUGCCAAAAUUUAAUUGGCCUGAGCUAAUGGCUCAUUAGCUUGAGCUAAUGAGCUAAACCUUUUCCUUCUUUUAACCAUUUAAAAAUAAAUUUUACGUCACCACAUUUAAAUAUUUACAACUUAAACUUACGAGUUUAGCUUGUCUGCUAGCUAGAGGCUAAGCUAGCCAGUUAAGUUAACAAUUUUUCUCCUUCUGUUACUGUAUAUCCUUGUAAUUUGUUUCCUAUUUUGAAAAUCUGAAUGCAUUUCAUUUGAUAAAAAAGAAACAUUUUCAACCAACAAACAUCUUAGCAGUUUUUCUCCAGUUGAAUUUGCUAACUAGCUAUUUGCUAACCAAGCUAAUAAGCUAAUCUACCAAACCUGGCUGUUUUCUGUAGUAAAAACGUUACUGAAAAUGUUAAGCACAUGACGGGCACCAACAGGGAGAACAAUGUUAGAGAUUUUUACAUUCUUCUUGUUUGUGUCGGCUUGUUUGACUCUCAAAAAAACUAAGUUCUUGGUUUCAGUAUUCACCCAAUAAGCUCAGCUAGGAAGAGAAACAAAAAAAUAUCAAAUGAAACCUUCGCCCCUCCUUACUGUAAUUUCCUGCACCAACCUUUUUUCCACUCAAACAGAAGUUAUUGUUAAAAAAGGCUGUUGCUUGCUGAUAUUAAUGAUUAAUCCUAAAAGAGGCCCAGCUGUGUUUCAGUAUUGUAUCCUGUCAGAUUAUUAGUACUAAUCGGGCCUUGCACUGAGUAAGUAGUGUCGUGUAUCUGCCAUACGUUGCUGUUUAAGCGUCUUACUGUUGAAUUGUGGUUUAUUUUAAAGCAGUGCAGUAGUGAAAACAUUUCUGUGAAGCCGCUGUGUUUGUGACGUUUUAGCUGUAGAUGUUAAACUAGGUAAAAUAUUUACUACUAUACUUUGUUUUUCCCUGUGGUGCAACGUAACCCCGUCCCUGAAGUUGAAUGGCUUUGCAAUGAUAAAACUAAACCUGCGUGAUAUCGCCUCCCUUCUGUAGGCCAAACAAGUCGUAUUUUGCACUAUGAUGAGUUUUCUGUGAUGCAAAUGCUUGAGGUUUUUUUUAUAUAUAUAUAUAAUUAUAAUUUAGGCUUUAUUUGCCCAAUCACUGUAUUUAUUUAAAAGUUAUUCAUCAGAGAAAAAUAACAGUCUGUCCUCUUUCACUUAUUGGGACUGUAUGUUUGCGAGUGUGUAAGCACAAACAGUACAACCAUGUGUACCGACAUGUACUAAGGCUGUCUAAUAAAUUGGCUUCCAUGACA
Molecule: messenger RNA, 4289 nt
Organism: Xiphophorus couchianus (Monterrey platyfish)
Lineage: Eukaryota; Metazoa; Chordata; Actinopteri; Cyprinodontiformes; Poeciliidae
Gene: stxbp1a
Product: syntaxin binding protein 1a
Exons: 20
Coding region: 133-1944 (603 amino acids)
Biological process (GO): vesicle-mediated transport
Source: RefSeq, a predicted model, not a curated record